CCUGCGAUAGGCUGAGGCGAAGGGAAGCCUCUCCCCCUCUGCCAGCCCAGCGCCAGGCGCUGGCUCUCCAGCUGUUUGUAGGCCUGGGGGCGAGGGUCCGCGGAAGGUAGAGCCGGCUGCGGCCCCGCCCGCUCACCCUUGGGUCCGGCCGCCGGCUCCCGCCACCCUCGCGCUGCCUCUGGGGCCGGCCGCCUGGGGGGCGGCUCCAGAACCGCUGCCCGCGCUUCCGACUGACCGGCUCUGUUGCCCACAGCCCGCGCUGCCCGCCACGUCCCGGGGCUCGGCCGACGGCAGUGCGUGGCGAGUGACCUCUCCGAUCCUGGCGCGAUGACGGCUCCGAGCUCGCUGGCGCGGCUCCCUCGGUGCGGCCAAUUGGGGCUCGUGCGGUUCCCGCCGCCGCCGCCGCUGUGGCGGCUGCUGCUGCUGGCGGCCGCGGGGCCGGCGCGCGGCUGGGAGAGCGGAGACCUGGAGUUGUUUGACUUGGUGGAGGAGGUGCAGCUCAACUUCUACCAGUUUCUCGGGGUGCAGCAGGAUGCUUCAUCUGCAGACAUCAGAAAAGCAUAUCGUAAGCUUUCGCUAACUUUACAUCCAGACAAGAAUAAAGAUGAAAAUGCAGAAACUCAGUUUAGACAAUUGGUGGCCAUUUAUGAAGUUUUAAAGGAUGAUGAACGAAGGCAGAGGUAUGAUGAUAUUCUGGUCAAUGGACUUCCAGAUUGGCGACAGCCUGUAUUCUACUACAGGCGAGUGAGAAAAAUGAGCAAUGCUGAGCUGGCAUUGCUCUUGUUCAUUAUUCUCACAGUGGGUCAUUAUGCUGUGGUUUGGUCCAUCUACCUGGAAAAACAACUGGAUGAACUGCUUAGUAGAAAAAAGAGAGAAAAGAAAAAAAAAACAAGUGGCAAGAGUGUGGAUGUAUCAAAACUUGGUGCUUCAGAAAAAAAUGAAAGAUUGCUGAUGAAGCCACAGUGGCAUGAUUUGCUUCCAUGCAAACUCGGAAUUUGGUUUUGCCUUAAGCUAAAAGCAUUGCCUCAUCUAAUCCAGGAUGCUGGACAGUUUUAUGCUAAAUAUAAAGAAACAAGAUUAAAGGAAAAGGAAGAUGCACUGACUAAAACUGAACUCGAAACACUUCAAAAACAGAAGAAAGUUAAAAAACCAAAACCUGAAUUUCCUGUAUACACACCUUUAGAAAGUACGUAUGUUCACUCUUAUGAUCAUGGAACUUCCAUUGAAGAAAUUGAGGAACAAGUGGAUGAUUGGCUGGAAAACAGGAACAGAACACAGAAAAAACAGGCACCUGAGUGGACAGAGGAGGACCUAAGCCAACUGACAAGAAGUAUGGUUAAGUUCCCAGGAGGGACCCCAGGUCGAUGGGAAAAGAUUGCCCAUGAAUUGGGUCGAUCGGUGACAGAUGUGACAAUGAAAGCCAAGCAACUGAAGGAGUCAGUGACCUGCUCCCCAGGAAUGGUCAGGCUCUCAGAGCUCAGAUCAACAGUUCAGAACCCCAGGCCGGUGGGGAUGGCCCUGGCCUUGCCAGACGACAUCAUCACCCAGCGGGAAGAGGCAGAGGGGGCCACAGAGGAGCAGGAGGGAGCCUCGGAGACUGAGACAGUGGCUGUGGACAGCCGGCCUCGGAGGCGGAAGUCUGCUCGGCCAAGGGACACGGGCACCAAAGCAGAGGCGGAAGAGCGGCUCCGAGGGCGCAGGCAGCAGGACUUCGGGCUAGAGGAGCACAGUGGGUCCAGCGACGAGGACAGCCAGGAGCGAGGGAGGACGCGCGUUACAGAGGAGCCAUGGACUCAGAACCAGCAGAAGCUUCUGGAGUUGGCAUUGCAGCAGUAUCCAAAGGGAUCCUCUGACCGCUGGGACAGAAUAGCCAAAUGUGUCCCCUCUAAGAGCAAGGAAGACUGUAUCGCUAGGUACAAGUUGCUGGUUGAACUGGUCCAAAAGAAAAAACAAGCUAAAAGCUGAAUAUUCUGGAAGAUGAUAUUCACCUUCAUUUUCCAAAAUGAGUAUUUUAAAAAUCUUAUGCAGAAAUUUGCAUUUUGUACCUCAGUAUUUCUAUACGUCAUGUGCCUUAGUAAAAAAAAAUAAAUAAACAAUAAAUGUUG
Molecule: messenger RNA, 2105 nt
Organism: Otolemur garnettii (small-eared galago)
Lineage: Eukaryota; Metazoa; Chordata; Mammalia; Primates; Galagidae
Gene: DNAJC1
Product: DnaJ heat shock protein family (Hsp40) member C1
Exons: 12
Coding region: 328-1965 (545 amino acids)
Cellular component (GO): endomembrane system
Source: RefSeq, a predicted model, not a curated record